Rotaria socialis is the source of this 3636-nucleotide messenger RNA. Lineage: Eukaryota; Metazoa; Rotifera; Eurotatoria; Philodinida; Philodinidae. The record is from the annotation of a GenBank genome assembly.
AUGAUGCAACCUUCACAAUUGAUUCAAGGUGAAUCAUUAUGUCAUCAUUUCAUUGUUCCAAUUGAAGAAGAUUCAUUAGGGCAAACUCAAAAUAAUUCUACAAAAACAUCACUAAUUAGAUUUCAGAGCAAAAGUCUUGACGAUCUACGACUGCGACGAGAAUGUCAACAUAAACAAGCCGAUGGUAAUCAUGUUACAAAUACCACACGAACAGAAAUCGACUUAUCUACCAUUGGAUGUAAUUAUAAUAAUAAUAAUAUAGAAGUUAAUGAAAUACAAUUCUAUGAAGAUAAUGAACGCGAUCUGCGUGGGCAAAAAAGCCAAUCAGCACCAGUAUCACCAACCAAAGUCUACGAUACAGAAUUAGCUACGUUUAUACAAAGUGAACACAAAUUAGUGACUGAUUGUUUUGUUUAUAAUGUUGAUCUAUCCGAUACCAAUGAAACAACCCGGCAACCUCAGGCACGAUCAGCAAUAUUUCUUGAUGAUGAUUGCGUAUCAGAUGAUAUUGCUUACGAACCGCCUGCCAAUAUUAUUCAUCCGUCAUUAAUCAAUAGUUGGUUAACAAUAACUGAAGAAAACGAAGAAGAACUUGAACAAUUGAGACUCGAUGAUGAAGAAGAAAGUCAAAAGAAACAACAUCAUCUAUUGAAAAUAAAUGAUGGAUCAAUACCAACUGUAGCAUUGCAUGAUAACGAUGAUCGAGCUGAUAUUCUAGAGAAUGACGCUGAAUCGUCAAUAAUAACGAUGGAUAAUACCAAUAAUGUAGAAAAAAUUCAAGAUGAUAAUGAACGUCUUUCAACUAUUUAUGAAUCGUUAACUCCACAACCACGAACAGACGACGAAAAUGACGAGGAAGACACAUAUGAUGAUGCAUAUGACAAACUAAUUGUAUAUGAUAUUGCUAAUGUUGAAUCAGUCAAAAAAUCACUACCAGUGAAUCCAAAAGUAGAACGAAAUAUAUCUUCUGCUUCUACUUUUACUGCAUCGCAUCAUUCUCCAAGUGUUGAUCGAACCUGUAUUCGUACCUGUUAUACAGUUGCAUCGUUACAACCAUUACCUACAUCAACUAAUAAUAUUUCUGCUUCAAAUUUAUGUGGAACAACAACAACAAUCACCUCUAAAGUUUUCAAGCCUCCGUUAUCGAAUAAAGAUGAAAAAUCAUCGUCAUCGCCAAUAAUUAAUACUCAAAAUAAUUCUAUAAACAAAUCAUUGGCUUCUCUUCCAAUUAAAUAUGAAUCACCAUCGAAAUGUUCUCCCAUGUCUCUCUCAGUUCCAAUGUUACUUUUACCAAUGACCACCGAAACAAAUGCACGCAUGAUAGACAAUAAUCAAUUAAUAUCUUUCGAACAUGUGAAAAAAAUGAAAGUAAUUCAAUCUUCUUCAACAAGCCUGUCAGAUUUCAUCACACAAGCACCCAAAUCAACGUUAAAGAGUACAAUACAUUAUGAAGAAGUACCUAGUGUCCAUCAUUCACUGACAGAUUGCUCGUCCAUUCAUCGAAUAUCUUGUUGUACAUCGGCUAUUGAAGAUGAUUAUUCAACAAGAAAUAAAUCAUCCGAUGAUAAUCAACAUCGACCAUCAUUUACUCGUCGUAUUCUUACAAAUGGUUUACUAUUAUCUAAUUGCUCCAGUAGUAAUCCAAAUCAUCGACGCGCACAACCGCCUCUUACAUUUAAUCAAUAUCGUCAUUAUAUUAAACCAAGAAGUGAAGAAAAACUAUCUUCUCCUGCUGCUUUUUCUUCAUCAUCAUCAUCGUCGGAAUCAAAUUCGCCAUCAGGUGAAAAAUUCAUGUCCAGAUCAGAUGUUAUUGUUCAACAAAAACAUCAACAAAACCUUUCUCAACAACGUAAAGCAACUAGUCUUAAAACUAUUGCUGAGGCAUCAAAUCAUCAAUCAUCAAAAAUUCUUUAUCCAAUUGAUUUUCAAACAAAUCAUAUUGAUCAAUCUUGGUAUCAAAAACAUUUAUCAUCAUCUCAUCAGAACAAAGUUCCAACAUCAGAUUCGGGUAUUGUCGUUGAUACGAUCGGCACACGAUUAGCAUCAAAUUCAAGUAUUGACGACAAUGAUGGUGAUGGUAUUCCUACUGAUAAUAUUACGACCAGUGGCAAGUUAAAACUAUACAAAAGUAACUAUCGAAAAACGUUGGCAGAUUUGUCUAUAAUCAAAAAGAAUAUUGUCGAUAUUGAAAGUCGUCUUAGUGAAGCGAUGCGAGAGCUUGACAUCGAACGUGCACUGAUAGAAAGUGAACACGACUUGGUGUUUAAACAAAUUCUAAAUGCAAGCGAAGGUGAUCAACACAAAAUUCGAUAUUUAUAUAAUGAUUUACAAUUAUUAAUUGAACGAAUAAUGUCAGAAAAAAAUUCUAUGCGUAAUGAAAUUGAAUAUACUCAACAAACACUUUUUAAACUUGAACAUGAAUUACGUGAGCUCGAAGAACAAUAUCGACCGUCUGAUGAUAAAAUUCUCAAAAAGAAAGAAAUUAUUGCUGAGACACGUAAAAAGCACGAAGAUCUCGAAUUUCAAUUAAUGGAAUUAGAAACACGUUGUGAAGCUGAACUUGAACAAGUCGAAGAACAUUUUCAAAAUGAACAAAUUACUAUUGAAGAAAAUGCAACAAUCCGACAAAAUACUUUACAUGAUCUUGAUCAUCAACAAAAUGUUAUAUUACAUCAAGUGAUCAAAGAAAAAGAAAAACUUGAAAGAGAAAAACAGAAACUUAAAUUAUUAUUUAAACAAAAAAAACUUGAAGCCAAUGAAUUAGAACAAAAAAUCAAUAUAAUAUCAGCCAAACAUGAGAACUUUAAUGGAAAUGGUUAUCAUCAUAAUCAAUCAAUAAAUCAUGUCUGGUUUAAUGGUAAUACAAAUAUUUAUCAUUCAACUCCAUCAAAUAUUUAUAGUUCGAAAAAUUCUUCAAAUCGUAUUUUAUCACCAAAAAUGAAUUUAAAAGAUAAGGAGCAAGAAAAAUUAAAUGAAAUCGAAGAAAUGAUUGCUGUUGCAAAACUUGAAAAAAUGACAGUUCUUGAACAACAAUUACGUGAACGGUAUCAUGAACUUCUGCAUUGCCAUGAUGAACAUGUGAAACGUGUUGAAUUAGAACAAAAACUAGCUAAUGAACUUCAAAAUCGUGAAUAUCUUAUUCAAUCUCAAGUUAAAUUACGUGAGAAAAGUCGUAUGCAGGAACGUCCAUUGACACGUUAUUUACCAAUACGUUCACUUGAUUUUGAUCUUCGUGCGCAUAUAGAAGGUGCUGGCCAUUUAUUGGAUUCUUCGCAUAUUCAUGUAACAUCAACAUCAUGUCGCGGUUUUCUUCUUAAAAUGGGUGGAAUGAAAUUCAAAACAUGGAAUCGUCGUUGGUUUGUAUUUGACCGUAAACGUCGUGCACUAUUCUAUUAUCAAGAUAAAACAGAAACAAAACUACGCGGUUGCAUUUAUUUUCAAUCUAUUGUUGAAGUUUAUGUUGAUCAUUUACAAUCGAUAUCAUUAAGAUCACCUGAACCACGUGAAGCAACAUUUAUAGUUAAAACAAUUGAAAGACCAUAUUAUUUAGUUGCUCCAACAGUUGAAUCAAUGCGUAUGUGGGUUGAUGUCAUUAUUACAGGUGCUGAAGGAAACACAUUUGCCGGAGAAACUUAA